Amblyraja radiata (thorny skate) is the source of this 2874-nucleotide messenger RNA. RefSeq names its product coiled-coil domain containing 17 (gene ccdc17). The record is from RefSeq and is a predicted model, not a curated record. NCBI's taxonomy places the organism in Eukaryota, Metazoa, Chordata, Chondrichthyes, Rajiformes, Rajidae. The transcript is spliced from 15 exons. Bases 586 to 2874 code for a protein of 762 amino acids.
UCGUUCAAGCCAAACAAUACACUGCUCUGAAAUGCAGUCCAUCUUAGUGGAAAUGCUUUUGAAGAAAUGGUAAAACUGAAUGUCUCAAAAUACUGGAGUAUCAGGUUUGUUACUGUGGGGUUGUGGGUGGGUAAGUAGUGAGUUGGAACACUUAUGUUGAAUAAGUAGUCUAUGCAUUUUGGUUGAGGUUUAUACAUUGUUGGUUGUUAUGGGUUUUUGUUGAUGUUGUCAAGGGAACAGAAUGCAAAUUAUUGAAAACAACACCUCAGAACUUGAUUUUAGAAGCAGUACCUAUUUCUGUUGCUAAUCAUUGACACUGAUUCUACUGCAGUUAAUUGUUUUGAUGGGAGAAGGAAAAACUACAUGCAAAUAUUAAUUUCAAGAUAAGAUCAGGUCUGUAGAUCAAACAUUACAUUGAAGUGCUAGAUUUUAUAAAGAAAAAUAAAAACCCUUGAAUGGCUACUAUUGGUAGUAUAUUCUGUUAUUUGUUCAAAGUUUGAAAACGUAUCUGAUCGUGCAGGUUUACGAGUUUGGAUCCCUCCAAACUUUUGUAUUAAAUAACUGAGGGAGACUUUGGACUUCAGAAUGGUGGAUUCAGGGAAUUUCCAUUGCCACAACUGCAGCAUGAGCUUUAGGUCCUUUGGACUAUUAGAGAAGCAUAAGGAUAAAUUUUGUAUAGGCAGUUGUUUUGGAGAUUCUUCCUUGUUAAAAGAAAACCCAAGAAGCCGCCUGCCUAAAAAUCAUGGAAUUCGAGUUAACAGAAUAAAUGAAGCAACAAAAAUAAACACUCCAGAUCAUAUGGAAAAGAAAAACAAGAGCAGAAGCUAUCUACAGCAACAAGAGGAAAAUAAUUAUCUUAGUAUCAAUUCACUCAAUGAAGGGGAAUUUAAUCUUUUGCAGAUACACCAACCUGAGGUCAGCUUGGCUGACAGUCGUGCCUUUAGAAGAUUGACUGAUGAGUUUCACAAACUACGGAUGUCAAUUGAAGAAAGCUUGCCCAUGUAUGGGUCCUGGCAAGAAGAGCAUGAGGCGAGUCCCAGAAUCCAGAGGGACUUGGAACACCAGGAACGCGUACGAGAAAUAGCAGAAGUGCACGGACGAUAUCUCGCAGAUAUUCAGACUCGUAACAGGGAAUUGGAGGGGCAAAGAGAUGAAAUCCGUCAUCGGUUAGAAGAGCUCUCAUCUAAAGAGAAUUUCGCAAUGCAUGUUGAACAGAUGUUGCUGGAACUCAAGGCACAGGAGGAGAAGAAUCAGCAUGCUUUGGAUUCACUGCGAGAGCAGAUUGAACUCCUUCAGAUGGACACUGUUGUCAAGCAAAGUUCAGUCAAUGUUGCGGAGAGCUCUUCAAUGGAGAAAAAGGAACAUAAAGUGACUCUUCCUUUUAUAUCAUUUCCCAGUUUUGACAGCCUAUCUACUGAAAUAGGAGCACUGAAACUAAUCUACAUUCAGAAUGGUGGGAAUGAUCCUGCUAUCCUUGCCCAGAUGAGUGGUCUUCAGGCAGAGGCUCAACAUCUGGAGAAGUCCAUUCGUCAACCAAAAGAGAGAAAGAAAAAACACGAGCCACCUCAUAAAUCACUGGAUGCUGAGCUCCUGGCUGUGGAACUUGAGAACCAGCUCCUGGAAGAUGAAAUACUGAAACUAAAGUUCCAAAGGGAAAGGAGGAAGCCUGUUGAUGAUUUGGAAAAGGAAAUACAGGAGAUGCAGCGUGAGCACGUAAACAAGAUGAGUGACCUGCAAGGAGAAAUUGAGAUGCUAAAAAGUGAAACGCACAAAAUGCGAAGAGGUUUGAGCUCACCUCAGCCACAGCCUGCUCGCUUGCCUCGUCCCCCUCCCCCACCCCCACCCCCUCCCCCACCUCCACAACUUGGUCUGAACCAACACACUUGGUUGCCUCACGUGGGCAAUGCAAGACCUCAGACACCACUGAUUGCCAAACAUUUACUGGAGCCCCCAGAUGCAUUGGGGCCUGCACCCUAUGAUCCAGUGGCAGGCUUUGUUGUCUUCUAUGAUUUUCUUCUUGGCCUUGAUCCAACAUACCGUCUCAUCCGCCUUGUUACUGGUUUGUACAGUAAUGGACAGGAAAUGGGGAAGCCAUCAGCCUUGCCUCCUGUGUGCUGUGAAAUGGGAAGUGGGCCUUACUACAUGUCUGAAGGGCUCAAGGGCAACCUUGCAAUUUUAUCUGCAAGGCAACCGGUGCCAAGAGUUCGCCCUGCCCUUGGAAUUUCUUUAGUAAUUGAGCUCCAAGCAGCUGGAGGCUUUGAUCCAUAUGGACAGGAAAUUCAGCGGCUGGUUUCCAGAGGCUGGGCAAAGAUAGACAUAUUUGAUCAUCACAACCAAGUUAUCAGUGGCCGGUGGAAAGUUCCAGUGCGAUCUCUGCCAGUAAACCCAUCCCUCUCAACUGGCCAGCUCAAUGGAAUUCCUCAGGUUGGCAGCGCUGAACUCCAUGUGAGAGUGUUAAAUGCACGAGAUGCUGAACUGCAGUCAAUGGCUGGUAUUGAUCCACACAAUGCAUCCAUGUAUCAGUAUCCACCUUUGGUGGCAGGCCGCUCUGUUCCUCCAGCUGAAACUCUGCCUCCUCCACAAUACCUCCCUUAUCAUUCUCGUGCUCAUUAUCACCCUCUCUCUUCCCAUACUGGUCAUGUUGACCUUCCUCCUAACGAUGGCCACAGUGACUACCACAAAACCAAUCAAAGACUUGAUGAAGAAAGCAACUUAAUUGCACAAACAUCCAGGGAAGAGGACAACAAAAAUGUACAGGAAGAAGCUCUUGUGUUUAUUGUGGAUCGUGUAAGAGGGGCCCCAAAUGGCGAUGGUAGCUUGAGAUUCGCUGGAUACCAUCAGAGAACAGGAAAAGUAAAUAUGUGUAUUUCGUGA